CGCAUUGGAAGCGGACUCGGCCCAAAAAGGGAAGGGGUGUGAAGCAGGCCGGAGAAUGUGGGCUUCAGUCGACCGGAGCCCAUUUACAGAAGCUCUAUCCGUCAAACCGCGAACCGACGUUGAACAAAGCAGAGCACCUUCUUCACCUUCCUGGCUCCUGCUUUGUUCGGGUCUUCCUGCAGAGAGAAAGCGAGGCUCUUACUUCGCCGCCGGUAACUAGGGAUAAGGUUUCCUACCGAGCGGGAUCGAAAAGCGGUGUACGGAAAAUGGCGGGCAUGGGAGACGGGUACGUGGGCACGGCGCAAGACGCCGUGAGAAUCCGUCGGCUGGAGAAGCAGCGAGAAGCUGAGCGCAAGAAAAUCGAAGAGAUGAAGACGAAGUCUGACAAAGGCGGGCCUGGACUUCUCCAGUUCGGGUCAAGUACAUCGGAGAUUCUCGAGACUGCGUUUAAGAAAGAAACUGUGGGGUUGGUUACAAGGGAGCAGUAUGUCGAGAAGAGAGUUACUAUUCAGAAUAAGAUUGAAGAAGAAGAGAAGGAGAAGCUUCAGAAGCUGCGGCAAGAGGAGGAGGAAGCACAGCUAGCGAAGCGCAAAAAGAGGAAGAUUAAAGGGAAUUCAAAGCUUUCAUUUUCUGAUGAUUUUGAGGACGGAGGGGAAGAUGAAGAUGGCGGAAUCGAAGAACCUGUUCCAAAUAAGUUGGCUCGUGGGAAAUUUGGCAAAGAUCCCACUGUAGAAACAAGCUUUUUGCCUGACAGUGAGAGGGAGGCUGAGGAGCAAGCUGAACGUGAAGUGUUGCGGAAACAAUGGGUUCGCGAGCAGGAGCAGAUUAAAAAUGAGGCCCUUCAAAUUACUUACAGUUACUGGGAUGGAACUGGCCAUCGCAGGGCAAUCCAGUGUCGAAAGGGUGACAGCAUCGGGGAGUUUCUGCGGUCCGUUCAACAGCAACUAGCACCCGAGUUUAGAGAAAUCAGAACAACUUCUGUUGAGAACUUGCUCUAUGUGAAAGAGGAUCUUAUCAUUCCUCAUCAACACAGCUUCUAUGAGCUCAUAGUCAACAAAGCUAGAGGAAAAAGUGGACCGCUUUUCCACUUUGAUGUGCACGAGGAUGUGCGUACAAUUGCUGAUGCAACCAUAGAGAAGGAUGAGUCCCAUGCUGGCAAAGUUGUCGAGAGGCAUUGGUAUGAGAAGAACAAGCAUAUAUUCCCUGCAUCAAGAUGGGAGAUAUAUGAUCCUGCAAGGAAGUGGGAGCGUUACACCAUCCAUGGCGACUGAAACUCAUGCCGACUUGCCUGGUAUCAGUAGGAUGCGAGGUUGCAAACUAUUUUCCGUGGGAAGAAAACUUAUAUUUACUAUUUGGGCUGCACCUUAGUUGCAAACAGAACUAUGUUUUCCAUAUUACCGAGUAACUUAUUUCUUAGCAGCAAUCUUACACUUGUGUCCUGUGAGAUUGGAAUGUGAACUAAAAAGUGUAAUUUUCCUAGUUGGUGUUGGGACUGUGAAUUUCUUUUGCAUGCUCUUAGAAAUUAGAAUCCCUUUUGGCAGAUUACUACGGUUUUAAUUGUGGUUGCCAACUAUUUUGUGUAGUUGUGCUAUUUCCUAUUUGCAAGCACGGAGCAACUAGGUAUUUAUCGAUGAUGCUUUGAUGGAAGAUGGCACGCCGUUAGGUAGUGGUGUGUGCCCUAGGACGUAUGGUUCUU
Molecule: messenger RNA, 1696 nt
Organism: Linum trigynum
Lineage: Eukaryota; Viridiplantae; Streptophyta; Magnoliopsida; Malpighiales; Linaceae
Source: the annotation of a GenBank genome assembly